Molecule: messenger RNA, 1758 nt
Organism: Micropterus salmoides (largemouth bass)
Lineage: Eukaryota; Metazoa; Chordata; Actinopteri; Centrarchiformes; Centrarchidae
Product: sarcoplasmic/endoplasmic reticulum calcium ATPase 2-like
Exons: 5
Coding region: 335-898 (187 amino acids)
Biological process (GO): calcium ion transmembrane transport; intracellular calcium ion homeostasis
Molecular function (GO): P-type calcium transporter activity
Source: RefSeq, a predicted model, not a curated record
AAGACUGGACCGGGUGAAUGCAGUCCUCAACGUAGGACACUGCCGCAGACGCUUCCCCAUCAUUUUCGGAGAUAAGAGGACGGUCAGAGUAAUAUUCAUCCACGCAGGGAAGAGGAAUUUGGCUCACCACAACAUUUCCGUAAUUUGCGGGAAGAAAAAUCCUAACAGGGGCCAGGGGGACACGUUCAGACCGCGUUCAAUAGCUUUCGAUAGCUAUCCGAGUGUGAAUGCACAGCUCUCAGUUGGAAAACUCCUUAUUUCUUUGAAAGUGUUGACAGUUUUACCAUACGGCCGUUAUUUUGUGUAAAGCUGUGUGGGAAGCCGCCUGUCCGCCAUGGAGAACGCACACACGAAGAGUGUGGAAGAAGUUUACAGUUAUUUCUGCGUCAAUGAAAGCACAGGACUUUCCCUGGACCAGGUGAAACGUCAGAGGGAGAAAUGGGGCCUAAACGAGUUACCAGCAGAGGAAGGGAAAUCUUUGUGGGAGCUUGUCCUUGAACAAUUUGAAGAUUUACUUGUUCGAAUUCUUCUGCUGGCAGCAUGUAUAUCUUUUGUCCUGGCCUGGUUUGAGGAGGGAGAAGAAACAAUCACAGCUUUUGUGGAGCCAUUUGUAAUUUUACUCAUUCUUAUAGCCAACGCCAUUGUCGGUGUGUGGCAGGAACGCAAUGCUGAGGAUGCCAUUGAGGCGCUUAAGGAGUACGAGCCUGAGAUGGGGAAAGUGUACCGGCAGGACAGGAAAACUGUGCAGAGGAUCAAGGCCAGAGACAUUGUGCCUGGUGACAUUGUAGAGAUUGCUGGUAGGUUGACCUGUGCAUAUUUAAAUGGACAUAGCGUGGUUGGUAUUGUUAUUACUGGUUUAACUUUAAUCUGCUGUUAUACUGUUGUAUAUGUUCCUUAGACUAACUGAAGUGUGAAAGGUUUAGUUGUCUGUUUAAUUUGUAAACUUCUCUCAAGCAAAGGAAACAUCUAGAUGUCACAUGAAUCUUGAAAUUCACAGAAAAAUGCCACUGCAGCUUCCAUUAAGACUGAAAUGGUUUUUAUGCUGUUUGUAUGUUAUGCAUGUUUGUUUUGGUUUUUCGGAGAUCAAAUGAGAGAUGUGGUGUUUUAAUGAUAAUUCUUCGCUGCUCUUUGGCUCUGCCUCAGGUAAAGCCUACAGUGGACAGAUCAAAUGAGUACAGGUAUGGUCAUGGAUCAAAUUUAGCACAUGCUUGAGUUAAAACCUCCCUCAUCACCAUGUGCCACUGCAGAGGUGACUCACCCUGCAGGAGUGAUGUAUUUUGAGAUGUUCUUAUUAACCCAUUGUCUCAAAGGGAUGGGCGCAAAUGCUAUUAAGGCCCAACUGACCCUUUGUGCGUGUGUGUGUGUGUGUGUGUCUCCUCACACACACAAGUUUGAGCUUACUCAAACAACAUGCUGCUACUGCAUCCUCACAGCUUGUCCCAACUCAACAGUUUCCCCACCCCCCCCACCCCCAUGCAGUAUGUGAACUAAGCGCUGGAGUGAUUCAUGCUGCUGAGAUGCAGUCAGCGUAUUUCAGCAGCUGAAAUCCUCAGGAUGUAAAGCAGAGGGAUGAACAGAGACAGAUGUAUGCUGAAGUCCUUGGAACAACUUGCAUUAUCUCGAUACUCUGUUUAACCCUAAACCACUUAAGUGAUGCGUUGUUUUUUUGUGCAUAGUGGUAGGUUUUAUUUUUAGCUGUCAUGGGACAGUUAGAUUAUGGAAUACUGUAUUUAUAGAGUCGUAAAGAUGACAGGUGUC